UAGAGUCGGCCGCUGGCGCGCACCACACGAAAAUGAUAUAGUGUAUAUCGCCUUCGAACGUUUCCCUAUAUUCGAGAAUUAAUAUUGUGGAAGCGUACCUCAAAUUAAAGACAAAGGUCCUAUAGACCUCACCAAAAUGGCAGAAAAAGCAGAAUUUUACUACCAAAACAUGGAAAACCUGAAUGGAAACGAUCCGACCAUGCCCAACCUGAACCAAGAAAUCCCCCACGAAAGCGUCGAGUCCAUAGCAGACUUCUUCAAUGGAUCCAUCGUCCUAGUGACCGGAGGAACCGGCUUCGUAGGCAAGGCUCUCUUGGAGAAACUCCUGAGGAGUUGCCCAGGGAUUGACACGUUGUAUGUGCUCAUGAGACCAAAGAGAGGGCUGACCGUGGAACAGAGGUACAAGGAUCUCCUCAAAAAUCAGGUUUUCGACCGAAUCCGCGCGCGCUGGCCGGACCGACUCAGCAAGCUUACACCCAUCACCGGUGACGUCAGCUCCCCACAGUUGGGAGUCAGCCCUGAACAGCGUCUGCUGUUGGCCAACGUGACUGUGCUGUUCCACUCAGCUGCCACAGUGAGGUUCACUGAACCGCUGCACAUGGCUACCACACUGAACGUUCAAGGGACAGCGUCGAUGCUGAAACUGGCUGAGGAUAUGCCUAAUCUGAAGGCCUUGGUCCACGUGUCCACGGCGUACAGCAACGCCCCGCGGUCCCAUAUCGAGGAGAUGGUGUACCCCCCGCCUUAUGACCCGGAUAGCAUCAUGAGAUGCACCAAGAUGCUGCCAGCUGAAACCAUUGACGUCAUUGCACCGAGUUUACAGGGCGAGCAUCCUAAUCCGUACACUUUGACGAAGGCCCUGGCGGAGUCUAUAGUGUACAGCCACACCAACUUGCCUGUCUGCAUCGUGCGCCCUUCUAUUGUGACCGCGGCCUUCCAGGAACCAUUUCCGGGAUGGAUCGACAACGUUUUUGGAGUCACCGGUAUAAUAAUGGAGAUAUCUCGCGGGACCUACCGCUCGGGGUACUGCAAGGAGCGGUACGUGGUCGACCUGGUGCCUGUGGACGUGGUGGUCAACUGCUGCAUCCUGGCUGCGUGGAGACAGGGCUGCAGGCAGCCUGGUCGCUGCCCGGUCUACAACGUGACUUCAGGAGCCAUCAAGCCCCUCCAGUGGGGGCAAAUGACGAGACUGUGCGUUAAAUGGGCGAGAGAGAACCCUACCAAAUACGUGAUGUGGUACCCCAACUUUGGAUUCACGGAGUCCCGUUUCCUGAACACGUUCUGGGAGGUCUCCUGCCACUUCUUACCAGCUUUCCUGUAUGACGUGGUGUUGAGAGCUCAGGGGAGGAAGGCUAUCAUGAUGAAGAUCGCCCGCCGCUUCAAGUUAGCUGCCGCUACUGGCGAAUACUUUGCCAACCGAGAAUGGCAGUUCGGAAUCUCCUCUCUGACCGCGCUUCACUCCGAAGCGAACCAGACUAAAGACGCUGCUGUGUUCCCGUACUGGCCUGCACAGUUCAGUUGGGAGACUUAUAUUGGAGCGUAUAUGCUGGGGAUCAGACGGUUUAUACUAAAGGACACGCAGGAGUCGCUGCCGCAAGCCAGGAGUAAAUUGAGGAGGUUGUAUUGGGUGCACAAACUGUUCCAAUUCGCCACCGGCUACUAUGUGUUUAAGUUUCUGUCGGGACGUCUACGGUAAAAUAAUAUGUAAAACUAUUUUAAGUCUAUAAUUUCCUCUUAUUUAAAUUUAGCAUAAAUAACACGAAUGUAAGGUUUGCGGAAUUCACGCGGAGCAAAUUUUAUGUUACCACUACUCCCCGAUAGAUGGCACUAGUAGUAUGUAACAAUAUUUUUUCAUUACUUUUUCAAACUCAACAUGAAUUUUAUUAAUAUGUAGUGCCUUUUUCAAAUUGGAGUGGCAUGUACAAAUUCCAAAGGUCUUUACUUAGAUUAAUUAAUAGACGAUACUAAUUCUUUUUUACUUGUCACAAAGAUACUCAAAAGAUUAUGUUUUUAAUAGUGAUUUUGAACUUUCUGACAUUUGAACACCGAUUAUGACGAUUGUAUUAUAAUUUUACACUAGAUGAAUAACAAUAGCAUAAUUACUUGCCAAUAAUUAAUUACCUACUAUAGUUAAAUGAGUGCAGUUUACUUUUGUAGAAGAGUAGAUUUUCUUCUAACAUUUUUGAUACCACUACUCUCCGAUAGAUGGCGUUGUUUCCAAAAAAUAAAGUUGAUGUUUGUAUAAAUAGAAAUAAAAUAACAUCAUCAAUAAAAUAAUAGCAAAGGAUAUUAUUUUUUAGUAAAAUAAUUUGUAAUUAAGGUCUUAACACGAAAAUUCGUUAAUUUUAACUGAAAAUUUUCGCAAUUUUCCUUUUUAAACCCAUGUUGUAGUUGUGUAUGUACUUAAAACAAGAUUUUAUUUAAUUGCUGUUCAUAAUACAUUUUGUAAGAUUGUUGAUGCAAAUUUUUGAUAUCUUUUAUUGUUCAAUAUGGGACUGAAUCAUACAAAAUAGUUUGGGAAAAGCCUUUGAAAAAAUUUACACCAUAGGUAGGUAUCCUUAUUUUCAAAAUUAUGUUAUAGUAAAUCAUGAAGAUAUGUAAAAAUCACGUUUAGCAUACAUAAACGUAGACAUUUCACUGUUUUCACAAAUUAAAUAUUAUAAUUGUAAGUGUAAAUGGAAAUAAUGCGU
Messenger RNA from Ostrinia furnacalis (Asian corn borer), 2690 nucleotides. Its product is annotated as putative fatty acyl-CoA reductase CG5065. Gene Ontology annotation, molecular function: alcohol-forming very long-chain fatty acyl-CoA reductase (NADP+) activity. Gene Ontology annotation, biological process: long-chain fatty-acyl-CoA metabolic process. The transcript has 12 exons. Gene Ontology annotation, cellular component: peroxisome. Lineage: Eukaryota; Metazoa; Arthropoda; Insecta; Lepidoptera; Crambidae. The record is from RefSeq and is a predicted model, not a curated record. Bases 137 to 1696 code for a protein of 519 amino acids.